GUUUUCACUUGUCUACCUAAAAAUACAAUUUUCUAAAAAACCGUAGACAUAAGACAUGUAUUCGGCUCUUCGAUCACAUCUUGCGGCUUUGUACAGUCGCCCAACCACAUUUCCAUUUCUUAUUGUCAUGUUACUCACAAUAAAAUAAUGCUAAAGCAGCUGUAGGUGUAUUGGAUAUCAAAGCUGUCCAUGCCGAAUUGCUUAAAGGCGAAAGCUUUGUGCUAAAAGCCUAGCUACGAUCGAAGUCCUCUGGAUUCCGUUCGUUGAUCAACCCAUUGUUUUUGUUAUUUAAUAAAAUUCACCCUUUUAUACUGCCUAUUGUUAGGAUAUGCAUAUAUUUGGUGAGAGUUUAUGGUUUGAUUGAACACAAUUGUGAAUAAAUUGAGCAAGAGUCGAAGCGCUGGGUGCGAAUCAGUCUCGGCAGAUACCGUCGUCGGCUGGCACGGCCGGUGGUUCGGGUUCGAGACCAUGGUCUUUCCUUCGCCCUAGUCCACCUCAGCCUUACUCGCUACACUACCUACCUCAAAUGGAUUUCGUGCAUCGCCACACCUCCGCCCCAGAGCAGCAGAAUCCACUUCCACCGCCUUCUUCUUCUGUGUCACCAUCUCCCGUCUCUCAUGCAAUGGAAGAGCCUGAGUACUUGGCUAGGUAUCUGGUCGUGAAACAUUCUUGGCGCGGAAAGUACAAGAGGAUCUUGUGCAUAUCCAAUUACACUAUAAUUACUCUGGAUCCCACUACAUUGUCUGUGACGAAUUCGUAUGAUGUUGGGAGCGAUUUUGAAGGUGCACAACCUAUAAUUGGCAGAGAUGACAAUUCGAAUGAGUUCAAUAUAAGUGUGAGGACUGAUGGUCGUGGCAAAUUCAAAGCUUUCAAAUUUUCAUCCAUAUAUAGAGCGAGUAUUUUGACUGAGCUGCAUAGAAUUAGAUGGGACAGGCUUGGUACAAUUGGAGAAUUUCCUGUUUUGCAUCUAAGGAGGAAAACUUCACAGUGGGUUCCGUAUAAACUGAGAGUUACAUAUGUAGGAAUUGAAAUUGUUGAAUUAGAAGUGGGAGAUCUUCGCUGGAGCUUGGACUUUAGAGAUAUGGAUUCCCCUGCAAUUAUUCUUCUCUCUGAUGUUUAUGGGAAGAAAAACUCUGAAGCUGGGGGUUUUGUUCUUUGUCCACUAUAUGGAAGAAAAUCAAAAGCUUUCCAGGCAGCUUCGGGGACUUCAAAUGCUGCUGUAACAGAAAAUAUUAUUAAAUCUGCCAAAUCUAUGGUUGGUGUUUCGUUAUCCAUGGACAGUUCUCAAUCACUAACUAUAUCAGAGUAUAUAAAGAGAAGGGCAAAAGAGGCCGUUGGAGCAGAAGAAACUCCUCUUGGAGCUUGGUCAGUGAUAAGAUUGCGCACUAGUGGACAUGGGACUGUAAAUAGUCCUGGAGUGAGUUUGUUGGUUGGCCCUAAAGGAGGCAUCGGGGAAAAUGGUGAUGCUGUUUCUCGUCAACUUGUUCUAACAAAGGUUUCUAUUGUUGAACGACGGCCUGAGAACUAUGAAGCUGUAAGCGUUCGCCCUUUGUCUUCUGUUAGUGCGCUUGUUCGAUUUGCUGAGGAGCCGCAGAUGUUCGCCAUUGAAUUCAAUGAUGGAUGCCCUAUUCAUAUAUAUGCUAGCACAUCCCGAGAUAGCUUACUUGCAGCAAUUCGUGAUGUGUUGCAAACUGAAGGGCAAUGCCCGAUACCUGUAUUGCCACGGCUAACCAUGCCUGGUCAUCGAAUUGAUCCACCUUGUGGCAGAGUUCACUUACUAUAUCCUUCUACACAUCACUUUGUUGCUGACAUGGAAACUGCAACCAUGCAUUUGAAACAUUUGGCAGCAGCUGCGAAAGAUGCUGUAGCUGAGGGAGGGUCUAUUCCUGGAUCGAGAGCCAAAUUGUGGCGUAGAAUAAGAGAAUUUAAUGCAUGCAUUCAGUAUGGUGGGUUGCCACAUCAUAUUGAAGUACCUGAGGUCACACUAAUGGCUCUGAUCACAAUGCUUCCAGCUGCUCCAAAUCUCCCCCCUGAGUCACCUCCAUUGCCCCCUCCUUCUCCUAAAGCGGCUGCUACAGUGAUGGGUUUCAUGGCAUGUUUGCGCAGGCUGCUUGCAUCAAGAAGUGCUGCUUCUCAUGUGAUGUCAUUUCCAGCUGCAGUUGGACGGAUAAUGGGCCUUCUGAGAAAUGGCUCUGAGGGUGUUGCUGCUGAAACUGCAGGUUUAAUUGCUAUACUUGUUGGUGGUGGACCAGGGGAAACUAAUGUACUAGCAGACACCAAAGGGGAAAGGCACGCAACAAUAAUGCAUACUAAAUCUGUGUUGUUCGCCCAACCAAGCAAUCUUAUAAUUCUUGUGAACAGGAUAAAGCCUAUUUCUGUAUCACCAUUACUAUCAAUGUCUGUAGUUGAGGUUCUUGAGGCAAUGAUAUGUGAACCACAUGGUGAGACAACUCAAUAUACAGUUUUUGUGGAAUUAUUGCGUCUUGUAGCUGGGUUACGCCGUCGCCUGUUUGCAUUGUUCGGACAUCCUGCAGAAAGUGUGCGAGAAACAGUGGCUGUCAUCAUGCGUACAAUUGCUGAAGAAGAUGCCGUUGCAGCAGAGUCGAUGCGUGAUGCUGCUUUAAGAGAUGGUGCGUUGCUGAGGCAUUUGUUGCAUGCAUUUUAUCUUCCUGCUGGUGAGCGUCGUGAAGUCAGCCGGCAACUUGUGGCUCUCUGGGCUGAUUCUUAUCAACCUGCACUUGAUUUGUUAUCCAGAGUUUUGCCUCCUGGUCUGGUUGCAUAUUUGCACACAAGAUCUACAAAUUCAAUAGAAGAUUCAUCUAAUGAGGAGAGCUCAUUAGUGAGCAGGAAACAGAGGCGUCUCCUUCAGCAGAGGAGGAUUCACCCUGGAAAAGUGAUCACAUCUAAUGGACAUCCUUUGCCUUCACAAAAUAACUAUGGAGUCGGGGAUCAACCACGGUUCACUAGUGUCAUUCCUAUCAAAAGUCAAGAUGGUUAUCAAAAGGAUACUGUAGAACCAACUGCUGCACAGACAUCACCAAUUCAUUCUACUGCAGGUCAUGUGGGUGAAAGCAUCCAAACUGACACACCAACUACAUGUAUUCUGCCAACUGAUCAGUCUGCUGCUGUUUCUUUUGCUGACACUUCUUCAACAAGUGCUUAUGAGCCAGUGCAACCAAAUUCGGCAAUUGCAGUUGGUUCUGAUGCAAGCAUGGUUUCUCAGAGUGCAGGGCUUCCAGCUCCUGCGCAGGUAGUUGUAGAAGAUGCAUCUGUGGGGUGUGGGAGAUUAUUAUUGAAUUGGCCUGAAUUUUGGCGAGCUUUUAGUCUUGACCACAACCGUGCAGACUUAAUAUGGAAUGAGCGCACCCGGCAGGAAUUAAGGGAAGCAUUGCAGUCCGAGGUUCAUAACCUAGAUGUUGAGAAGGAACGCACAGAUGAUAUUAUUCCUGGAGGUGCAGCUCCAGAGUCUAUGAAUGUCCAAGAUUGUGUGCCUCAAAUUUCUUGGAACUACACCGAGUUUUCAGUUAGAUAUCAUAGUUUAUUAAAAGAAGUUUGUGUGGGUCAGUAUUAUCUCCGCUUAUUGCUUGAGAGUGGUAGUAGUGGAAGAGCACAAGAUUUCCCCAUUCGUGACCCAGUUGCUUUCUUUAGAGCCUUGUAUCAUCGCUUCCUUUGUGAUGCAGAUAUGGGACUUACUGUAGAUGGUGCCAUUCCUGAUGAAAUGGGUGCGUCUGAUAAUUGGUGUGAUAUGGGAAGGUUGGAUGGUUUUGGAGGAGUAGGAGGCUCUUCAGUCAGGGAGCUUUGUGCUCGGGCAAUGACAAUUGUAUAUGAGCAGCACUACAACAUUGUAGGCCCAUUUGAAGGUGCCCCACACAUUACUGUCCUCUUGGACAGAACUGAUGAUAGGGCUUUACGACACCGUCUUCUCCUCCUCCUCAAGGUAUUGAUGAAGGCUUUAUCCAAUAUAGAGGCAUGUGUAUUGGUUGGUGGUUGUGUGUUAGCUGUUGAUCUGCUAACUGCAGUUCAUGAAGCUUCAGAAAGAACUGCUAUACCUUUGCAGUCCAACUUAAUAGCUGCUACUGCGUUUAUGGAGCCAUUGAAGGAAUGGAUGUAUGUUAACAAGGAGGGUGCACAAGCUGGUCCAGUUGAGAAGGACGCUAUUAGAAGACUCUGGUCGAAGAAGGAAAUCGAUUGGACCACUAAGUGUUGGGCUUCUGGGAUGACCGAUUGGAAGAGGCUUCGAGAUAUUCGUGAACUUAGAUGGGCGCUCGCUACCCGAGUGCCUGUUCUCACUCCACCCCAGGUUGGUGAUGCAGCAUUAUCCAUAUUGCACAGCAUGGUGGCUGCACACUCAGACAUAGAUGAUGCUGGGGAAAUAGUCACACCAACACCCAAGGUCAAGCGGAUCUUAUCAAGCCCAAGGUGUCUUCCCCAUAUUGCACAGGCUAUGCUUUCCGGUGAGCCAAGUGUUGUAGAGAGUGCUGCUGCUUUGCUGAAGGCUGUAGUUACUCGGAAUCCAAAAGCAAUGAUAAAACUUUACAGUACUGGAGCUUUCUAUUUUUCCUUAUCAUAUCCGGGAUCGAAUCUCCUUUCAAUGGCUCAGCUCUUCUCAGUUACUCAUGUCCAUCAAGCUUUUCAUGGUGGGGAUGAAGCAGCAUUGUCUUCGUCUUUGCCUUUGGCAAAACGCAGUGUUUUGGGUGGACUCUUACCUGAAUCUUUGCUUUAUGUGUUGGAACGCAGUGGCCCAGCUGCAUUUUCUGUAGCAAUGGUUUCAGAUUCUGAUACUCCUGAGAUCAUCUGGACACACAAAAUGCGAGCCGAAAAUCUUAUCCGUCAGGUGUUGCAGCACCUUGGUGAUUUUCCCCAGAAACUAUCCCAACAUUGUCAUUCUCUAUAUGAAUAUGCUCCAAUGCCCCCAGUGACAUACCCAGAACUGAAAGAUGAAAUGUGGUGUCAUCGAUAUUAUCUUCGGAAUUUAUGUGAUGAGGUCCGGUUUCCUAAUUGGCCCAUUGUUGAGCAUGUAGAAUUUUUGCAGUCAUUGCUGGUGAUGUGGCGUGAAGAGUUAACCCGUAGGCCCAUGGACCUUUCUGAAGAAGAGGCUUGUAAAAUAUUGGAGAUUUCCCUAGAUGAGGUAUCACGAGAUGAUGCUCCUAAGAAUAAACUCUUUGAGAUGUCAAGUGAGAUUCAUAAUAUCUCAAAGCUGAUCGAGAACAUUGAUGAAGAGAAGCUCAAGCGCCAAUAUAGAAAACUAGCGAUGAAGUAUCAUCCAGACAAAAAUCCUGAAGGGAGAGAAAAGUUUUUGGCUGUGCAGAAAGCAUAUGAGCGAUUGCAGGCUACGAUGCAAGGGAUGCAAGGUCCACAACCUUGGAGGUUGUUGCUUUUACUGAAGGGACAGUGCAUUUUGUAUAGGCGCUAUGGAGAUCUACUGGAGCCAUUUAAGUAUGCUGGGUAUCCAAUGCUAUUAAAUGCAAUCACUGUGGAUCAAGAUGAAAGCAAUUUUCUUUCUUCUGAUCGAACACCUCUUCUCGUUGCAGCCUCAGAACUAAUAUGGCUGACGUGUGUAUCUUCUUCGCUGAAUGGUGAAGAGCUAGUAAGAGACGGUGGAAUAAAACUACUUGCAAAUAUUCUCUCCCGUUGUAUGUGUGUAGUUCAACCAGCUACUUCUGCGAGUGAACCAUCGACUGUAAUAAUUGCAAAUGUAAUGCAAACCUAUUCAGUUUUGAGUCGUUUUGAGAGUGCCAGAGCUGAAAUGCUACAGUUUUCUGGACUGAUUGAUGAUAUUGUACAUUGCACUGAACUUGAGCUCGUUCCAACUGCUGUUGAUGCUGCUCUUCAGACUAUUGCUCACGUCUCUGUGAAUUCUGCCUUUCAAGAUGCCUUGCUUAAAUCUGGGGUGUUUUGGUAUCUAUUGCCACUGUUGCUUCAGUAUGAUUCAACCGCUGGGGAGUCAGAUAAGACAGAAGCCCGUGGUGUUGGUGAAAGUGUUCAAAUUGCAAAGAACUUGCAUGCUAAACGAGCAACACAGGCAUUGUCAAGGCUGAGUGGUCUAGCUACUGGUGAAAAUGUAACUCCAUAUAACGAGGCUGCAGCUAUUGCCCUUAAAGCUUUGCUGACACCAAAACUUGCAAGUAUGCUGAAAGAUGAAUCACCCAUAGAUUUACUGUCUAAACUAAAUGCAAAUUUGGAGAACCCCGAGAUCAUAUGGAACUCUUCAACACGAGCCGAACUAUUAAAAUUUGUUGACCAGCAGCGUGCUAGCCAGUUACCUGAUGGUUCAUAUGACCUGAAAGAUUCACAAUCCUUUGCUUAUGAAAUACUUUCAAAAGAACUGUUUGUUGGAAAUGUAUACCUGAGAGUCUAUAAUGACCAACCAGAUUAUGAAGUCAGUGAACCCGAGGCAUUCUCUGUUGCUCUUGUUGAUUUCAUUUCAUGCCUAGUCAGGUCCCAGGGAUCUAUAGGGACAAUUUUUUCUGUGCAUUCUCAAUCCUCCGUGACGCACGAGUUUCAAAUUGUUGAAAUAAAUCCAGCAUCUGAUGAGCAGAAUUUGCCUGAUAAUAAUCCUUCAACACUUGCUGGUGUGGAAGUUAAGAAUGAGAACGAACUUGAAUUAGUUAAGAAUCUUCAGUUUUCUUUGGUUGCUCUUCAGCAUCUGCUAACAGGCAAACCGGAUUUGGCAUCAGUAUUUGCUGCAAAAGAAAAACUAUUACCACUUUUUGAGUGCUUUUCCGUUCCUAUAGCUUCAGCAACCAAUAUUCCUCAACUUUGUUUAAGGGUGCUUUCGCGCUUGACAACACAUGCUCCCUGCUUGGAAGCAAUUGUUUCUGAUGAAGCGAGUCUUUUACUUUUAUUGCAAAUGUUACACUCCUCACCAAAUUGCCGUGAAGGAGCUCUCCAUGUUCUUUAUGCCUUGGCAAGCACACCAGAGCUUGCAUGGUCAGCAGCCAAGCAUGGUGGAGUGGUCUACAUCCUAGAACUACUCCUUCCUGUGCAAAAAGACGUUCCUCUACAGCAAAGAGCAGCUGCAGCUUCACUAAUGGGGAAGCUUGUUGGGCAACCAAUGCAUGGGCCAAGAGUUGCUAUAACUCUGGCUAGGUUUCUCCCUGAUGGCCUUGUAUCUGUCAUCAGGGACGGUCCUGGUGAAGCUGUUGUGAGUGCACUUGAUCAUACAACAGAGACUCCAGAACUUGUAUGGACUCCAGCAAUGGCAGCCUCUUUGUCUGCUCAAGUUGCAACCAUGGCAUCUGAACUACACCGUGAACAAAUUGAAGGACGUAUUGUUGAUUGGGAUGUCCCUGAGCAGGCAUCUGGCAGUCAGGAUAUGAGAGAUGAACCACAGGUUGGAGGGAUAUAUGUUAGGUUAUUCCUAAAGGAUCCAAAGUUCCCUCUUAGAAACCCAAAGAGAUUUUUGGAAGGACUACUUGAUCAAUAUCUGUCAUCCAUUGCUGCCACUCACUAUGAUGCCCAGUUUGUUGACCCUGAACUCCCUCUGCUUCUAUCUGCAGCAUUGGUGUCCUUAUUACGAGUACAUCCUGCUCUUGCAGAUCAUGUUGGGUAUCUUGGAUAUCUGCCCAAACUUGUAUCUGCAGUGGCAUAUGAAGGAAGAAGAGAAACAAUGGCAGUUGAAAAAAUGACAAACACUGAUAAUUUGAAUGAAGCAAAUGAACCAGAAGAUGGAUCUGCAAAGCUCCCUUCUCCAACUUCACAAGAACGAGUGCGUCUUAGUUGUUUACGAGUCUUGCAUCAACUUGCUGCUAGUACAACAUGUGCUGAAGCUAUGGCUGCUACUAGUGUAGGAACACCCCAGGUUGUUCCUCUCUUAAUGAAAGCCAUUGGAUGGCAAGGUGGAAGCAUACUAGCCCUUGAAACAUUAAAACGUGUGGUCAGCGCAGGAAAUCGAGCUAGGGAUGCUUUGGUUGCGCAAGGGCUGAAGGUUGGUCUUGUUGAUAUACUUCUUGCCCUUCUUGAUUGGAGAGCGGGGGGAAGAAAUGGACUAUGCUCACAGAUGAAGUGGAAUGAGUCUGAAGCAUCCAUUGGUCGAGUUCUUGCAAUUGAGGUUUUGCAUGCCUUUGCAGCGGAAGGGGCACAUUGUAUGAAAGUAAGAGACAUACUGAAUGCCUCAGAUGUAUGGAGUGCCUAUAAAAACCAGAAACAUGAUCUUUUCCUUCCCUCAAAUGCUCAAUCCGCUGCUGCCGGAGUUGCUGGUCUUAUUGAAAAUUCAUCGUCAUCAAGGCUGACUUAUGCAAUUACUGCUCCCCCACCGCCGCAAAGUGCUCAACAAAGACUACCUCCUGUAGCCUCAUCCGAAUCCAAUGGCAGUUCAUCUUAACUUCGGCUCUUCAGAAGGUAAAACUAUGGUUUUUGUUGCCGUCUUCUAUAGACGUAAACCUCCAUUGACAAAAAGAAUGCUAAGAAAUAUUCUACUCCCCUAUUGCAGCAUCUCAAGUGAAGAAUUUGUAUAGAGUUUUGUACAGUAUAGUCUCUUCCUAUAUGAAGGGUUGGGGUUGACCCUUUUUUUAAAGGAAGGGUCAACUACAAUAUAUGGAGUAUAUCGUACAGUGUAGAUAUACAGAGUAUCUAUUCUGUAAAUGACAAGCCUAUUACGAACAGGUAGAAAUAUAUGAAGUGAUGGAUGGAUGGAUAUUGUCAUUACUCCUCUGAGUUGCAAACUUUCUUCCAAUAUUGGAAGUUUUUUUCAUGAGUGGGUGUGAUGAAUUCAAAAAAUGUCCUUUUUUUACAAUCUAAAGCUAAUAUGUACCUCCAUCACAGCAUAUUUUUGCUAUUGCAUUAUUGAUGGCAGGCUUAGGAUAUAGAGCAUUUAAUAUAACAUGUGUGAACUUAUAUAUUGCAAAUUUAACCAAGGUGGGGUUUGGCUGUUCGUAGGCCAGAUAACUGGAUGAAGGUGAUGUAAUUUGUAAAUUAUGAACGCGUUUCCCUUUGCAGUGAAUAUGAAGUUAUAUAUUAAUGGGCGUGUAAACAUGUGAUAAAAGCACAAAGUGGCACUAUUAUUCCCGUCUUAAAAAAAUAAGUGUUGCCG
Molecule: messenger RNA, 9031 nt
Organism: Cuscuta europaea
Lineage: Eukaryota; Viridiplantae; Streptophyta; Magnoliopsida; Solanales; Convolvulaceae
Source: the annotation of a GenBank genome assembly